AUGGAAUCAACUCACGAGAACCUUGCCAAUUUAAUUCGCGAAAACAAAGGAAACAUCUGCAUAAUAACUGGUGCUGGAAUCAGCGCGCACGUACUUCCAACAUUUCGAUCGUCUGACUCCAAAGGUUUAUGGGAUGUUGUCGCUGACAAAUCAUUGGACAAGUUUCAAUUUUAUUCUCAACCCGACGUUUCAUGGAAACUUUGGGCAAGUAUAAGAGAUUUACAAAAACAAAAAUUCUUAUAUCCUUCAAAAGCUCAUCGUGUGAUACAUUAUUUGAUGAAAUACGGUUACAUAGACACAUUAUUAACUCAAAAUAUAGAUUCUCUUCAUAGCUUCCAAGGGGAUGAGUCAAAAAUCAUUGAGCUUCAUGGGAAGGUCACAGAAUUCGGUGAAUGCGAAAAAUGUAACAGAAAAACGCCUGUUGAUCAUCUAAAAGUUCUCCAGUCUGGAAAAUGCCCGAAAUGUCCCGUAUGUAACUCGAAUUUAAGGCCUACGGUUGCAUUUUUCCAAGAUCUAAUUCCUAAAGCACUCAGACAGAAGGCAACAAAAAUUUGCCAGACUACUGACCUUUUAAUACUAAUUGGCACUCACUGCGUGGUCGAUCCUGUUGUUACACUAGUUGCAGAGGCUUUUCAAAGCGGAGCGACCGUCGUGGAAAUAAAUCCUGAUGAGACGCGAAUAUCUGACAAAUGUGAUAUGAAAUUCUAUGAAAAAGCAGAUGAGGCGCUAGUGGCUGUAGGAAAUAUACUAUUCCCUGGUGUAGAUUUUGAAAACAAAACUGAUGUAGAGCCUAUUAUUCAAUAA
Messenger RNA from Trichomonas vaginalis G3, 804 nucleotides. Its product is annotated as NAD+ binding. Lineage: Eukaryota; Parabasalia; Trichomonadida; Trichomonadidae. Gene Ontology annotation, molecular function: NAD+ binding. The record is from RefSeq and is a predicted model, not a curated record. Bases 1 to 804 code for a protein of 267 amino acids. The transcript has a single exon.